This is a messenger RNA of Varanus komodoensis (Komodo dragon), 2013 nucleotides long. It is a transcript of the gene MB21D2, whose product is annotated as Mab-21 domain containing 2. The coding region runs from base 1 to 1263 and encodes 420 amino acids. The transcript has a single exon. The record is from RefSeq and is a predicted model, not a curated record. NCBI's taxonomy places the organism in Eukaryota, Metazoa, Chordata, Lepidosauria, Squamata, Varanidae.
AUGGUGCAAAAGCUCGACCAAAAGCUCCCCGUGGCCAACGAGUACUUGCUGCUUUCCGGGGGCGUCCGGGAAGGCGUGGUGGACCUGGACCUGGACGAGCUGAACAUCUACGCCCGCGGCACCGACUACGACAUGGACUUCACGCUCCUGGUGCCGGCGCUGAAGCUCCACGACCGGAACCAGCCCGUCACCCUGGACAUGCGCCACUCGGCCCUGUGCCACUCGUGGCUGAGCUUGCGGCUGUUUGACGAGGGGACCAUCAGCAAGUGGAAGGACUGCUGCACCGUCGUGGACCAUAUCAACGGGGCCACUAACUACUUCUUUUCCCCCACCAAGGUGGCCGACUGGUUCUUUGACUCCAUCAGCAUCGUCCUGUCCGAGAUCCAGAAAAAGCCACAGAGGGGGAUGCCCAAGGUGGAGAAGGUGGAGAAAAACGGGACCAUCCUCUCCAUCAUCCUGGGGGUCGGCAGCAGCCGCAUGCUGUACGACAUCGUGCCGGUGGUGUCCUUCAAGGGCUGGCCGGCGGUGGCGCAGAGCUGGCUGAUGGAGAACCACUUCUGGGACGGGAAGAUCACCGAGGAGGAGGUCAUCAGCGGCUUCUACCUGGUCCCCGCCUGCUCCUACAAGGGCAGGAAGGACAACGAGUGGCGGCUCUCCUUCGCGCGGAGCGAGGUCCAGCUGAAGAAGUGCAUCUCCAGCAGCCUCAUGCAGGCCUACCAGGCCUGCAAGGCGGUCAUCAUCAAGCUGCUCUCGCGGCCCAAGGCCAUCAGCCCGUACCACCUGCGCAGCAUGAUGCUCUGGGCCUGCGACCGGCUGCCGGCCAGCUACCUGGCCCAGGAGGACUGCGCGGCCCACUUCCUGCUGGGCCUCAUGGACGACCUGCAGCACUGCCUGGUCAACAGGAUGUGCCCCAACUACUUCAUCCCGCAGUGCAACAUGCUGGAGCACCUCUCCGAGGAGACCGUCAUGCUGCACGCCCGGAAGCUCUCCUCGGUGCGCUCGGACCCGGCGGAGCACCUCCAGACGGCCAUCGAGCACGUCAAGGCGGCCAACCGGCUCACGCUGGAGCUGCAGCGGCGGGGCAGCGCCAGCGGCAUCCCGUCCCCGCAGUCCGACGGGGGGGACGCCGGCCAGCCCGACGACCGGCUGGCCAAGAAGCUGCAGCAGCUCGUGACCGAGAACCCGGGGAAGUCCAUUUCCGUCUUCAUCAACCCCGACGACGUCACGCGGCCUCACUUCAGAAUCGACGACAAGUUCUUCUGAGGCGCCCGCACUGCCGGCUGGACCAAUGGUUCCCUUCGACCCCGUUUGGGCUUUUUAAAAACAUAUCCGGCUUAGGUUAGAUUUGUCGAGAACACCAAAAAAGUCUUCUUGGUUCUCCAGGAUGGUGCAGUACGUUCUUGUUUCAUUUGCUGCUACCCCGACCUCCCGUUUGCGUAUAUGCAUUUCUGUAGUUUUAAAGAAUAAUUUGGAAACCCCUCCCCCACGCACACCUGUGCUGUGCGUGCACACACACCCAUACACACACCUGCGCGUGCGCUUUGUGUGUAUGUGCGUGUGUGCCGCCUGGCCGCCUGGUUUUCUGGCUUCUUUUGUGCGGGCUGAAAGUUCCCCUUUCCCGAUUCCCUGCAACGCGAUCUUUUUUCUCCUUUUCUGUUGCUGCGGUUUGCUUUGCUUAUUCCCGUGCCACUCUUCUGGUGAGUGUAAGAAAUUCCAGGCAGGAAUUUUUGGUUCGCUUCCUGUCUUUGGCCACGGCCCACUUCGAUUUGGCCCACUUCGCCUUUCUCAACCAAGUUGACUUUGCAAACAACGAUGCAACAGACUUCUCAAGGGUUGGGUAUCCCUUCUCAUCACCUGUUCUUGAAUGUAAUCGUUUGGAAUUGAGAACGUUGCUUCUGCCAAUCUUCCAUGCGGAAUAAGGUUCUGGAAUGUUAGUUUUUAGUGUGUGUGUAAUUAUUCAAUGCCUUAUUUAAAAGCUAUUAAAGAACAUAUCAUUAUAAAUGUUAAUUGGCA